Mus musculus (house mouse) is the source of this 3253-nucleotide messenger RNA. Its product is annotated as predicted gene 6526. The record is from RefSeq and is a predicted model, not a curated record. Bases 31 to 627 code for a protein of 198 amino acids. Lineage: Eukaryota; Metazoa; Chordata; Mammalia; Rodentia; Muridae. The transcript has 5 exons.
CUUCAGUGCCUUUUGGGUUCUCAAUCAGGCAUGUUUUCCUGGCUGCGCAGGCUAUUUCACAGGGAGAAUGGCGAUCAAGGAGAGACAAGACCAAGGCAGAAGGAAUCUGCCAUCCCUUCUUGUAAAAAAAGAAGAAUGAAAUCAUUCUGGGGAAGGCACAUGUCUGCUGGGAAAAAAUCAUCCCAAAAUUGCAACAUCACUAAUCAUAUGAAGAAUAUGAAUAAACUAGAAGAUAUGAAAUUUUAUAUCAGGAAGAUAAAUGCUAAGAGGUUAGAACUUUUUCCAAUCUUGGACAUUGACAUGAAUACUGAUUUGAACUACAGGAUGAACAUUGAAUUCACCAUCAUCAAAUCACAACAUGAGAAGACAAUGUUGGAUAUGGAAAAAAUGACGCAGUCAAUAAGUGAUACCAUUGAGACAUACAAGGAAUUCAUAGAAGAUAAGGAUUCCUACAGCUUCACGCACAGCUACCUCCUGAAAGAAUGCAAUCAAUUGAAGGAAAAAGUAAGGAUGUUGCUGAAUGAGAACAGAAAGCUGCUGGUAGAGCAGGCUGACCAGGAAGCAUCCUAUGGUGAAGAAAAGAGGUUCUGUGAUGAGUCCAGCAAGAACAUACAUCCCAAGUGCUAAGCAGUAGCACGUAGGAUGAUGUGUAUCAGAGGCAGAUUGCCCUCAUGGCUAACCAUAAACAUAGACAAUCCAAUGUAACAGUCCACCAACUUAUCCAGGUGUGAAAUACUCCAGCAGAAACUGGAACAUGGAAGAGACCAGGACAAGGUCUCCUUUGAAGAGAACAUCUACAGGGGGAGAUCUGCGUGUGCGAAGCAAAUAUUUCAUCUCAUCCCCAGUAAUCAUAGCUAUCAUCUGUUACAUUUUCUUCCUUUAUUUUUGUUUCAUUGGAAUGAAUAGCCCUUAAUUUCAUCUGGGCUCUGGCUCAGCAAGACUGAGCAUGUAGAGGGAUUCAGACAUGUGCUGAGACAGAUCAAGAGCUGCUAGGAAAGCAGGAAGAUUCAGAGAGUGUAAAUUUUUCUUGUCCUGAUAUUCUACAAAAUUGUAAAGACUUUGAGCCAAAGUGGGUAACAUGUAUUCUGCUUGGUCUUGGGUGUCCAUAUUCUUCAAACUCACACUCCAAAAAAGGAGACCUACUGAAAUUUCUCUUGUAAAGAUUGUUACCAGAAGUAACUUAUUUUCUACUGUGUUGCCAAGGACAGUCAUUGGCUGUAAGAUUUUGCUAUAAAAUAACAGCAAAAGAAGGCUGUUUAUCACAAUUCUUGUUUUUGGAUUUUGGUUUGAGCUUUGAUUACUUUUGUUCUUUGGUUUUCUUUUGUUUCAUUAGAAGUUUUUUGUUUGUUUCUUUGCUGUUUUGUUUUGUAAUUGAUAUAAUAUUUUGAUAAGGCUAUACACUGUACAUAUGGACUGCCCACUUUUAUUUACUAUUGAAUAAAUUUGAUGUAUUCUUAAGAUUAAAACAGUGAUCUCCAACUCUUCACUCAUAAGAAACUUCUUUAUUCAGGUGUGGUAUCACCCUACUGAAAUCUCACACCUAUUAGACACAGAUGGAUCUCUGUAUGGGGCUUGGGUUCCAUAAUGACUUCCCAGCCAGACUGAGCUACAAAAGCUGUUGAUUUUACAUUCAGUGUGGAUAGUGUGUCCAACUCUGUGGAUACUGAAGUCAUGAUGGAAAAAUUACCCAUAUUGUAUCCUUGCAUGUCAAAUAUUUAGCUGCUGCUAAAAUACUGUGGAUGAUAGUGUUGAACAAACUAAUGGGAAACAGAUCAGUAUUUCUGAAAUGUCUUUCAGGAAAUAAAAACAUAUUCUAAGGGAAUAUAAAAGCUGUCAAAAAGCACAGACAUGUAUGCUUCUGCUUUCCUUCAAAUGUUCUAUCAGUGGUAACUACUGCUAGAGAUAUCCAAUUUUAGGAUCUUUUGAGAUAGGGAAUUUUUUUGGUGAUUUUGUUGUUUUUCUUGAUUAUGAGAGUGAAUUUUGUGCUUGACAAUACAUUUGGUUCCUUUUUGCGGUUUUAACGCAAGCAUAGUGUGUCGUUCAGUAUUCACUAUCCAGAUGUUUUUAAAAGCUGAGACAAAAUCCAGGCCCAUAUGCUCUAUGAGUUUUCUCCUUCAGUUCCCCCACCCCCACCCCGCAGUGGUGAUUCUGUUUGUUAUUUUGAUUUAUUUUAUAUUUAUGCAUGAUUAGCCUUGUGUAGGUCUGUGCAACACUUGCAUGCCAUUCCCCAAAGGCCAGAAGAAGUUAUGGGGUUUCACCUGGAACUAAAAUGACAGAGGACUGUUAGAUGACAUGUGGGUUUUUUGAGAAACAUAUUCUCAAAUGAAGAGCUAUUUCUCCAUCCCCUGAUAUGCACUUUUGUCCUUCCUUGUGUGCUAUAUUAGUGGAAUGUAUCAUACCUAUAGAAAGUGUUUCUUAAAAUAUGUUUACUUUGUUGUAAAAAAGUAGAAGCACCCAUUUCCUUUCAGAGCCAAAGCAGUUUAGAAUGUGAUUUGAAGUUUCUCUUUGGAUCAGAGAAGCAGGUUUUGGGAGCAGCAACACCAGGUAACAGGGACAAAUCAUAGUGCAGAGCUCAUCACUGACACUACCACGGGAAAGUGGGCAAUGCAGAGAAUACUGGCAUAAGACAAUGGAGCUGGCGCCAAGUUAAGUUCAUCCCAACACUGGUGAGCUGGGCUUAAAUGGUUAUUCCUUCCUCUACCUCUACCCACUGAGGAACUUCUCAAUUCUGCAUUUCAUCAAUUAGGCAUUUCAUGCCUAGUCUGCAUGGUUAUCCUACAUGAGAGGUGACAGAUCUGCUCCAACUUUGUCAAUUCUAUGGCAUUAUCUUGAACCCACAAGAGCUCUGCAUGGUGCCAGGUAACCUAGGAAAAUUAGCAUUCCAUCUUCAAGCACCUGAACCUACAGGUCUCCAUACACUUCUAUCUUUGAUUGUGGAUGAUCUUGUUCAGUUAAAAACCACACAAUCUGGAAGGAAAAGAAGAAAUGUAGAGUAGGGACAGGAAAGAAGGCUCUUCCAUAUAGAACAUUUGUCUAUCCACCAGAGGAUCCAGUGGUUGCUAACAAUCCUAUUAAUGAGUCUCUGGGUUGAAUACCAUGCCCUCUUCUGACCUCUGGAGGAAUUGCAUGCAUUUGGUGCACAGAUGUGGUCCUGGGGGGAUUUCUAGAGCCCCCUCUGGGCACCUCUAGGGUCCUGCCCUGCAAGCCUGGCUUGUUUGCUUUUUGCAGGUUUUGCUGGUACCAGGUACGGGUU